Zychaea mexicana is the source of this 1999-nucleotide messenger RNA. RefSeq names its product FAD binding domain-containing protein. Bases 8 to 1846 code for a protein of 612 amino acids. NCBI's taxonomy places the organism in Eukaryota, Fungi, Mucoromycota, Mucoromycetes, Mucorales, Lichtheimiaceae. The record is from RefSeq and is a predicted model, not a curated record. Gene Ontology annotation, molecular function: FAD binding. The transcript has 9 exons.
GAACAAUAUGUUUGAGGUUAUCGUUUCUGGCGCUGGGCCAGUAGGCUCAUUUUUUGCUUACCAGAUGGUGAGUUUAGGCCACAGCGUCCUUAUACUAGACAAAACAGCCGGCCCCACGGGUCAAAGCCGUGCUAUUCUUAUGACGUCCCGAACACUUGAAACUCUUGACAACCGAGGUAUCGCACAGCAUUUCUUGAAGCACGCGGUAGUGAUGCACGGUUCACAGGCUUUCAGCCAGGGGCACUUGGUUGGCUACCUGGAUGCAGUUAGCGAGAACACCAUGUUUCCGCAGAUGACCUGUUUACCACAAACGAAAACUGAAACUGUUUUUGCUGAUCUGUUACAACAAAAGUCAUUAACGAUCCAACGAGAAACGGAGUUGCAGAGCUAUACUCAAACACCCGAUUAUGUGGAGGCGACUAUCAAGAAAGCAGAUGGAACAACAGAAGUCGUAAAAGCGAAAUAUAUUAUUGGUGCCGAUGGAUCUCAUUCAGCGGUGCGCAAGUGUACAGAAGGAUGGACCUAUGAGGGAUACGCAGUAUCCACUCGCUUUGCUAUGGCGGAUGUUGUGCUGGAGGGCCAGGAUGCAGAGCGGUUCAAGAACGGGCGCGUUAGUGCAUUUAGCCAUCCCAAGGGCUCGGCUGCGAUUAUUCCUUUGGGGCCCAAUGUACCCAACGGCCCCUUCUACUAUCGGUUAAUGUGUAACUUGGAGCCUUACAAAUUGGCGGAUAAAAAUGCGAGAAUCACCCAUGGUUUGGUCCAGGAUACAACCGUUCCACUUAGCGAAGUCGAGAAAGUAGUCUCAGAACGGAUUGCACCACUCAAAAUUAUACCCACACACCCCGUAUGGAUUUCUUUAUUCCGCGUCAAUGAACGCAAAGCAAAUGGAUAUCGUCGUCAUCGAGCAUUUUUGAUUGGAGACGCCGCUCACUGUCAUUCACCAGUUGGAGGUCAAGGAAUGAAUCUUGGUCUGCAGGAUGCGGAUAAUCUUGCAUGGAAGCUAUCGCUCGUCCUCAAGGGCUUAUCAUCAAAUCCAGAAGCACUUCUCAAUUCGUACUCCGCCGAGCGCGAGCCAAUUGCGGAACAGGUACUCAAAUCAACGGGUGGUAUGACCAGUGUCGGCUUUAGAAACAGCAAGUUGCUUGCCUUUGUUCUAUACUACGUGAUGUCCGCUGUGAUGUCUUUCGAGAGCAUGAGAACGUUUAUCGUAUCUCAAAUGAUGCAGUUGACGCUACAAAUUCCAAAAGAUUCACCACUUCUUCUUGUCAACGCGAAUAGUAAAAAGGCUGGUUUGAUUGAGCCUGGCCAGUACUUGCAUGAAACCGCCCUACUACGGAAACGCAUUCUGACCGAUUACUCGAGUCGGUUAGAGCGAAGAACUUUGCGUGAUAUAUUACAUGGCUGUCAGGAUCAACAUGCAAUAAUCUUUAUUGGUACACGGCCGUCACGACGAACCUAUUGUCCUUGGACUCGUGAUUUCUGGAUCAAAGCCAAGAAGACUUAUUCCCCAAAAGUUGCCCGGCCUAUUGUUAUCGAAUCAACAUACCAUUCACGCGACAGCCGUAUCCCAGACUAUGUCGGCAUUGAAGAAGAGCCCCAAGCAGAGUACUUGAAAAGUGUUGAAGAUGCAUUUUGGUUGGAGGAUCGCUGGGAUGUCCACGACUCUGUCACGAAACGUGUUGGAUUAACCGCACACAUGUGGGAUAAACCAGAGACUCCUGCAGCGAUUGUAAUCGUUAGACCUGAUAUGUACGUUGCUCAUAGCAGCAUUAUUACAUCAUCCAGCGAUAUAGACUCAGCACUGGAAGUACUUUGCAGCUAUUUGCCAAGGAGCGAUAGCAGCUAAUGUACAUUGUAAAUGUUCAUAGUAUCAUCUUUAUAAAUAUGUGGUAUCUUAAGAUAAAUAAAUUGAGACGCAUUAGAUCUUGUAGCGUCUGAGAAAUAUCUACUGUGCAAUUAUCUUAUAUGUAUUCCUGUACUUAAAGCAAGUUUACAUGGA